Entrophospora candida is the source of this 349-nucleotide messenger RNA. Lineage: Eukaryota; Fungi; Glomeromycota; Glomeromycetes; Entrophosporales; Entrophosporaceae. The record is from the annotation of a GenBank genome assembly.
AUGUCAAACAAUAAUGAUAAUGAUGAAUUUGAAAGAGUUUUUGUUUAUGACGAACAUAAAUGGUAUAAUCGACUUAAAGGGAAAACUUACUAUAGAGUAUUUGGAAACUGGGAAUGUAAUGAUUGUGGAAAUUCAUGGCCUUCUGCAUAUACGUGGAUUUCUUUCAAGAAGUUUUUAGAAGGUGUUGAUGCUAACCUAUUGGUGAAUUCAAAAUUGCGAAUGUAUCAAAGAUGUUCAGGGUGUCUAAGUGAUCAUAGUGCAAAGCUUUUAAACUAUUAUCAAUUAGGAGAGAGAGGCGCUGGACCACCAGGAAUGCGUGGAAUUUCUGGAGGUCAUAGAAGAGAUUUAU